Molecule: messenger RNA, 792 nt
Organism: Lycium barbarum (goji berry)
Lineage: Eukaryota; Viridiplantae; Streptophyta; Magnoliopsida; Solanales; Solanaceae
Exons: 2
Coding region: 1-792 (263 amino acids)
Molecular function (GO): zinc ion binding; nucleic acid binding
Source: RefSeq, a predicted model, not a curated record
AUGGCAAAAGCGUACACGCAGGAAGAUUUUGAUGAGCUUAUGGGGAAAGUUGGGAAGGUAGAUUUUCGGCUGGCAGAGUAUUUGGAAUUGGCUGGAAGAGAGAAGUGGGCUAGAGUGUAUGCAACUGCUAACCGAGGGUGGACAAUGACUUCAAACAUAGCAGAAUUUAUUAAUCAUCACCUUGUAGCAGCAAGAGAGAUUCCUAUAUUUGAUUUUCUAGAAGAAGUGAGGAAGAUGUUUGGAAGAUGGAAUUAUAAUAACCGGAAAAAUGGUGCAUACACGUUCACAACACUCGGUAAAAAGUUUCAGGAGAUGUUGUCAAUAAAUGAGUAUCUAUGUUUACGUAUGACGGUCGAACCAUCAACCGAAUACUUGUACACAGUAUAUGAUGCCAGAAGGCGUUUCAUCGUUAACUUGGACAACAAAACUUGCAGUUGUCGGAUGUUUCAAAUAGACGAAAUUCCAUGCCCACAUGCAUGGGUUGUCAUUAAGAAGAAAAAUCUAAUGGCUGAUGAUUACUGUUCUGAAUUGUUCAAACCGCACACCGUGGUGAAGACGUAUGAUGUCGCCGUGGAUCCUCUCCCUGACGAGCGGGAAUGGAAGAUUCCAACAUACAUAUCAGAGGAUGUUGUUUUGCCACCAAGAUACAAGAGACCUCUUGGUAGGCCGAAGAAAAAGCGUGAUAAGCCGUUAUUUGAAUUGCUUCUUGGAAAAAAGAGACAUGCUUGCAGUACUUGUGGACAGACUGGACACAAUAGACGAUCUUGUAAUAAUGAUCCUAGAAGGAAAUAA